CGAAGUCAAGACGCAUUCGAAUCAACUAUCAAUUCCCGCCAUUUCCAUGCCAAGGCUGCACCGCUGUGCUGUUCCUUGUCCUGACCGUGCAAUGCUGAAGCUCCUUGUCCGGGCCGACCGUGGUCCUGGGGUUGAGGCUAACGGGUGACAUCAUUUGGCCUACAGAGCCUCACCUUUGGCCGAUAUCCCCAGAUAGUGUCGACUCAGUGCCGAGUCUAGUGCAUCAUCACCCUCCGACUUCGUAUCCAAGUCUCAAUGUGGACUGGCGACCUCAUUUGUAUCAGUGAAAUGAGCGCCACAACUGCUACCGGUGGCCGUUUUGAAGAAUCAGAAAGCCUAGAACGUUAUAGAAUUGUUCACUUCGCUCCUAUUCUGUCGCUCCUCUUUGUUCACAUGCUUGCUUACACGCGCCGGAAAUAAUGAAGCGCCUCGGAACGGCCGUGACCAUCACCGACCCCCUCGUCAAGUACAACGCCCUCCUUGCAACUGGUACUUUUCACCCGGAUCCUGCGCAACACCGUCUGGCCCAUCACCUUCAGAAGCUCUAUCUGCGGUUGAAAGACUAUCAGCCGUCCACUGAAUAUCGCACAAGGCUCCGUCAAAUCACAGAGUCUAUUGGGGGUGCUAGAGAAAAGGAGACAGACCAACUGGCAGUCAGCAGCCAUCCCAUCAGGCGCAACCCUCUUUUCGCCAAAUUCUUUAGAUCGACAGAAGGUCCACGAGACAGUCUCUCCUUGACACGUAUUCUCACGAGCCAUGAGAGUGCCAUCGAUAUCGACUCCCCCAAGGGGCUGUUCCUCUCGGGUGAGGUCGGCACGGGCAAGUCCAUGUUGUUAGACCUCCUGGCAGACGGUCUGCCCACGAGCCGGAAGCGGCGUUGGCAUUUUAACACCUUUAUGCUUUAUGCGUUCGCGAGGCUUGAACACUUCCGAACGUCACGCCCAAGUAUUGCUAGCGAAGACCAGCAGUGGUCAGUGCUAUGGAUGGCCAAGGAGAUGAUAGACACUUCGCCAAUUCUGUUUUUAGACGAAUUCCAGCUUCCCGAUAGAGCUGCGGCAAAGAUUCUCAGCAACUUGUUUAUUGCAUUCUUUCAGCUCGGUGGCGUGCUGGUUGCCUCGUCCAAUCGCAUGCCGGACGAGCUCGAAAAAGCUACGGGUACAUAUGGAUCACCGCCCCCGCCCUCGGGUGGCCUGGUCCGCAGCGUUUUUGGGUUGGGUGCUAGGAAGCAGAGGGGAGAGCUGUUUGGGAGCACGAGCGAUUUCGCAGCCUUCCUGGAGGUUUUGAAAGCGAGAUGCGACUUUUGGCAUAUGGAGGGCGCCCAGGACUGGCGACGUCGAGAUAUACAAGAGCACCUUGGUCUGCAACAGAGAGCCGACUCGGCAUCUGGAUCAACUACCUCCCCUUUGGCCUUGGAAAAUUCAGAAUCCGACCUGUUGCUUGUCCGUGAUGACACAGGGGAUUCAACAACGCCACGAAAAUACGCACUCACGGUAGACAGUCCGGAAACUUGGAACCAAAUGGUGCUCGAGACUGUCAAUAACCCGCUUCUGUCAUCAAUCCCCUGGGAACCGGCAACCCUAGUCGUGUAUGGGAGGCUGGUCAGUGUGCCGAGACAGUAUCAAGGCUUUACGCACUGGGAUUUCGACGAGUUGGUACACAAGUUUGGGCCGGCUGAUUAUGUUACAUUGGCCUCGAAUUAUCAUACGUGGAUCAUCGACAAGGUGCCUGUCCUGCCAGUGUCCAUGAAAAAUGAAGCCCGUCGUUUUAUCACCUUGCUGGACGCGCUGUACGAGGCUCGUUGCAAGGUCCUUAUCCGGGCUGAGGUCGGUCCAGACAACCUCUUCUUCCCAGAGCAAAAGCGGCGCAAAUCCUCAAAGGCCGGACUGACUACAACAACACGUUCUUCCGCUCCUGGCAUGAAAACAACUACCACCGCGGAAGAAGGCGAACAUGAGGACGCGACGUACUCCGAAACCAUUGCUGAAGUCUACCAAGACUCUGCGGCCCCAUUUAGACCCAACAUAUCGAGCUACAACGAGGGCCCGCCUUCACCCUCCAACAGAACCGCCAGUAUUCAUGCGGAAAUUGACUCAGACUUCGGAAUCCUCGGUCAAAAGGUCGACUUCGUGAACACAUCUGCAUUCACAGGCGAGGAUGAGCGCUUCGCAUAUAAGCGAGCAGCGAGCCGGCUGUGGGAGCUGUGUAGUGCAUCCUGGCAUGGCCGUCUUGGACCUCCGGAGGCCUGGUGGUCACCGGUGCCCCCGGAGGCUCGUCACUGGGAGAGCAAAGAACCGACAAAACCCUUGGACAUGAGUUACUCGGCACAUAGCAAGACCCCAGGGGAUGUUGCUUGGGGUCCCUCGGUGGACUUGGAGGAGCCAGCGGGACUCUCCAGGUUACGCGUAGAUGAGCUUAAGAACGGCAGGCGUGAGUGAAUCUCGGUAACAUGAGAUUUCACAAAUACUGGAUUACAAUGAACUCGAGCUGAGGCUUCUUUCAGCUGGCAGACAUCGUCCGGAUGGUCAGGUAAGUUGAUGGGCGGUUGAUGACUUGGAGCUCUGAAACAUGUCCUGUGGAUCCCACGCUUUCAGGCGC
Messenger RNA from Diaporthe batatas, 2595 nucleotides. RefSeq lists its product as uncharacterized. The coding region runs from base 420 to 2435 and encodes 671 amino acids. The transcript has a single exon. Gene Ontology annotation, molecular function: ATP hydrolysis activity; ATP binding. Gene Ontology annotation, cellular component: mitochondrion; cytoplasm. The record is from RefSeq and is a predicted model, not a curated record. NCBI's taxonomy places the organism in Eukaryota, Fungi, Ascomycota, Sordariomycetes, Diaporthales, Diaporthaceae.